This is a messenger RNA of Camponotus floridanus (Florida carpenter ant), 5781 nucleotides long. It is a transcript of the gene G9a, whose product is annotated as histone-lysine N-methyltransferase EHMT2. Gene Ontology annotation, cellular component: nucleus. Gene Ontology annotation, molecular function: p53 binding; zinc ion binding; histone methyltransferase activity. Bases 430 to 4341 code for a protein of 1303 amino acids. NCBI's taxonomy places the organism in Eukaryota, Metazoa, Arthropoda, Insecta, Hymenoptera, Formicidae. The transcript has 12 exons. The record is from RefSeq and is a predicted model, not a curated record.
AACUCGAGCGCGGUUGGGCCGCGCCGCGAUCGUCAUCGUCGAUUCGAUUAGUCGGUUCGGGGGUCCUCGAUUCGAUCGGAGCAACGUUCAGGAAGGACCCGGAGCCAACGAGACGCGAGGCCUUCGUUCCUACCUUCGCACCAGUGGGAGCGAGAGAGAGAAGGAGCAGCGUCCCGCCAUCGGUGGCGGAGGAUCAACGAGUCCUCCUCGUUGCCGAUGCACACGUCGUCAGGCUGAGGUCGGGAAACGGGGUGUCAGAAGUCUCCCCGGGGUAAGGUACCCGCGAGAGAGAAGAAAUAUCGCGAGGAUACCCGAGGAUGUAGAAGAUACCUGGACCUACCGGUAACCCAGGCUCAAGAUGAGGUACGUCUGUGGGUGUCCGAGUUGUUGUUCGUCAAAGCCUCGACGAAGCUGUCGUUCGUAGCAGGUAUGGCCGACGUCGCGCCCGAGGGCGACAGCGGGCUCGUCGUCGCGACGACCGAGGGUUGCCGAGCGCUGCCGGUAACGCAGGCUGGCGGCGAGGAUGGCGCGACCGCGACCGACAACGGGGUCGUCGACGACAAGGUCAGCAUCCACGAGAUCCUCGAGGGCAUGACGAAUGAGUUUAAUAAGGGCGUGAGUCCUGGGAAGCCUAAGGAUGAUGAUAAGGCGGAGGUGGAGGAGGUGGUGGUAACGCCAGCAUCGCCGUCGAGGGUCCAGGACGAGGUGUCCAAGGGAGAGGAGCGCGAUGGCACUCCCGAGAUGGAGGUUGUCGCGAGCUCCGAGGACGUGGCGGUCCCUCAGGUCGACAGAGAGGAGAAUCACAGGAGCGAGGAUGAGGCCUCGACGACGACAAAUAGGCAGGAGACGGUUAAGAAGGAUAACGGGAUACCUAGGAUCGUCUUGACGUUCAGGACUAUUGAUGAGAAUACGGAUCAUGGCAAGAAGACCAAGAUAUCCAGUUGUUCUUCUAAUCUGACUCUAGUCCCGGAUGAAUUGGCCAAUUGCGACCAGAUUGGUGGGGUCUCUGUGAAGAUAGAGAACUCGGAUGAGAAUUCUGAUAUGGUGGAAGAAUCCCAGGCGGAGGAAACGAAGAAGGAGAAAUCUAUAAAAAUUGCAGAGCUGAAAGCUGUGGAUGAAGAUCAAGCGAAGGAUGCAGAAGAGAAACAAAGUAGUGAUGCGCAGGCUUCUGUUGAAAAUAAGCCUGAAGAGACUGUAGAGAAUAAUGUUGAAGUCAAUAAUGUCGAGGCCAAGCUUGGAGAAGAUACGGAGCAGCAACAAGAAACAACAACAGCGCCAGUUACUAGGAAGAGAAGAAUUGGGAGACCUAGAUUACGAGCCCUUAGUGAUUCGGUCCCUCAGGACGAGGAACCACCAGGUCCCAAGCGCUCGGCUAGAAGACUUUGCAAAGAAUCUUUGAAGAGUACUGUUCUGGAGAGUGCCAUGGCACGUAAAGAGAAGUCCAACUACACCGAGGAACAUUUGCAAUUUAAAAAGAGGAAGUACAGCAAACCAGGUCGGCCCAAGAAGUUGGUUUCAGGCAAAGAUCAGAUUAAACAGACGCAAGCAAAGCCCUCUGAUGUUCGUCAAGAAGCGGAGACCUCGCUCGUGUCCGAUGGUAACAUUAGCACGUCUGACAGCUCGAUGCUAGAAUCCUCACGUAAUGCUAUACUAUCGGAGAAUAUGAAUGACAGCGUCGUGGAGAACACGCAGUCACUCUCAUCCGAUUUUGACGGAAUGCCGAAAUUAUCGCCUAUGACGAGGAGCUCGGAAUCACAAGUGAAACUCGGUAACUCCAUCGGCAGUCCUGUUAGCGAUGAUGUACCUUUGGCGGAUAUUCAGAAGCCUUUCCUGAAACCGGCCACUGCUAGUCGACCCAAGAGGGAGAGAGGGCGUCCUCGCGGAAGCACUCAGGCCGCGCGAAAAAUAGCGAAGGCGGAUCCGUAUGAAGACGGUUCUCCAACCGUUGCGGAAGCGGGGAAAAAUAACGAUUAUCCUGAAGAAAUCCCAGUUAAACGAACUCGUCGGAGUAUGAUACCGAGUCCGAGUCCCGCGGAAGGACAAGCUUCGAAGCCGGAAUCUACGGCGAUCAUGAGUGAAACGUAUGUGCAAUCCAUGCUAUGCUUGUGCCAAGUACGAUCUCAGUUGUACGUGACGAUAACCGGUUCCGGGGCACCGCUGUAUUGCACCGCCAUAGAUUCAAUCGACAACCGGAUAGUGGGAUGCUGCAACGAAGUGGACAGUAACGACGUGGCGAUGCGGCGACCAAGCACCCGCGUACCUUUUAUCAUUCUUUGUCGUAUGCAUAAGGAACGGUUGCUGCGUCACAAUUGCUGCCCUUCCUGCGGCCUGUUUUGUUCGCAAGGCAGAUUUGUGCAGUGCACCAAUGGCCAUCAGUAUCACCGCGAAUGUGAAAUCUAUCCAAACAAGAAGGGCGUGUGUCCGCACUGCGGCAGCGAAACUGCUGCUUACGAUGUGCUGGUGACGAUGAACGGCAUGCGACGACCGGUAUAUAUACCCACGCGUAAAAAAUUUUCGAAAUUGCCUUCAGCGAAGAUGAGCUUACCUGGUAAAGGUGACAACACAAAAUUGGCCGAGCGUCCACCUAGUCCAUUAAUUAAACCAGAUAUCAUCAAAAUACCUGAACCGUCGAUUAAUACUGAGAGACCAGAGCGUUAUACUAUUAUGAGUCUUUACACGUCCGUGAAAAAUGGAGAUCUGGAAAAAUUGGUCAAUGUACUAGCAUGUGGUUACAAUGCAAAUCACACAUUCCGGGAUUACGCCCAUCGAACUGGUCUACACAUAGCAGCGGAUAAAGGUCAUCUGUCAUGUGUGCACGUUUUGGUUCAAGCGGGUGCUCAAGUAGAUGUAAUGGAUAGGAAUCAAUUGACGCCAUUGAUGUUAGCCGCGAGUAAGGGUAAUGCCUCUGUGGUAAAAUAUUUAGUUAGGACAGGCGCCGACGUGACAUUGAAGGGCGAGGAUGGCAUGACCGCUUUGCACAUGGCAGCCAAGUCCGGUCAUCUAGAAGUAUGCAAGAUCAUUCUGACCGAAUGUAAAGUACCGAGAACAUUAGUAGAUUCUGUAGACGAUGGCGGCUGGACGAGUUUAAUUUGGGCAUGCGAAUUUUGCCAUGCGGAUGUAGCGCGUUAUUUAUUAGAUAAAAAGUGCGAUCCACUUAUUCGAGACGCCGAGCAGAACAUAGCGUUGCACUGGAGCGCAUAUAGUGGCAGUCCUGAGAUCACAGAGAUGCUUCUUAACGAAGGAUGUGAUGUGAAUGCUGUCAAUGUUCACGGUGAUACUCCCUUACACAUAGCAGCUAGACAAGAUCAAUAUGCAGUCAGUGUUCUACUAUUAGCACGUGGUGCUAAAAUAGGUGAAGUGAAUGCUGCCGGCGAGACCGCGGUAAAUUGUUGCACCACGGAUGGCGAUACUAUGGCUGCUUUGAGGUUGAAUGCAAAGGUCAAUGAACUUUCUGAACAUAUGUGGGAGAAAACAGUUAAAAUAUUAACCAAUGACAUUUCACGGGGAAAGGAAACAAAUCCUAUACAAUGCGUUAAUGGAUACGAUUCCGAAGAUAAACCAACAGAUUUUCUUUAUGUAACAGAAAAUUGCUUCACUAGUAAUAUUAAUGUAGAUCGUACGAUAACGUCAUUACAGUCUUGUCGCUGUGAGGACAAUUGUAGUUCUGAAAAGUGUUUGUGUGGAAAUAUAAGUUUACGAUGUUGGUACAAUGAAGAGGGGAAGCUUAUACCUGAGUUUAAUUAUACAGAUCCACCAAUGUUGUUCGAAUGUAACCCAGCUUGUGACUGUAACCGUAUUACAUGCAACAAUCGAGUAAUUCAGCACGGAUUGACGCAGAGGUUCCAAUUGUUUCGUACAAAGGGCAAAGGUUGGGGCCUCCGAACUCUCCGACAUAUUCCUAAAGGCACUUAUGUCUGCGAAUAUGUGGGCGAGAUAAUCUCCGAUUCCGAAGCUGAUCAUCGGGAGGAUGAUUCCUACUUAUUUGAUUUGGAUAAUAGAGAUGGAGAAACGUAUUGUAUAGAUGCGAGACGUUAUGGAAAUAUUGCUCGGUUCAUCAAUCAUUCAUGCGCGCCAAAUUUAUUACCGGUACGAGUAUUCGUCGAACAUCAGGACUUGCAUUUCCCGAGGAUAGCGUUCUUUGCCAAUCGCGACAUUGAAGCGGAUGAAGAGCUCGGCUUUGAUUAUGGCGAGAAAUUCUGGAUAAUAAAGUGCAAGUCCUUCACGUGUACCUGCGGAGCCGAAAACUGCCGUUAUUCCGAGAAGACUAUACAAGUUACGCUGGAUAACUAUCGGAGAAAGAUACAGCAGGAGGAAAUAUUGGCAGCUCAAACGUCAUCGUAACCAUAAUGCGAUUUAGUUUAAUUUCUUAGGUAUCCGCGAUCUUUCGCAAAUACGACGACAACGACGUCGUAUAAUCGUCCACGCAUUAAUUUUCCGCAUUUCGAUCUGUCGCGAAAUCGGUUACUGCGAUGCGCGCGGAAUUGUAAAAGUACAAAUGAAAAACGGUGGUGGGAUGAUUUGAUUAGGUUCUUUCUCAACGUAUACUUAUACUAAAUUCUGCUCUUUGAUUUUGCAAUCAAAGUUUUUUUAAAAGGAUCGCAUUCGAGAUCAUGUCACUUUUUGAAUAUCGAACGUUCGUCUACAUAAAUAAAAUUAGACGAUAAAAUAAAAUAGACGACCGGUCUAUCAAGUGAUUUUGUUAUAUCUUUUUUAAAUGCUGAUAAAUUUCGAGAAUAUGUAAUUUGAGGAAAGACACUUGAAUUAUACACAAUUGUGAUUUUUAAAAAUAUAUUUGAGAUUAAGUUCUUUCUUGAUGUAUACUAAAUAGCAAUACUUAAAUACUGAUACGAUUUGAUUUUGCAAUCAAAGUUUUAAAAGAAUCGCAUUCGAAAUCGUGUUACUUUUUGAAUACUGAACAUUUAUCUACAUAAAUGAAAUUGUCGACUGGUCUAUCGAGUAUUUUUCUUACAUCUUUUUUAAAUACUCAUAAAUUUCAAGAAUAUAUAAUUUGAGGAAAAGCAUUUGAACUGUACGCAGUUGCAAUUUUAAAAAAUAUAUAAGUAUUAAAGAGAAUAAAUAUUAGUCAAAAGAUACGACAUGUAUGAUUAACAUUUAUGUGAUUCUUGUAAAGAAUUAUAUUUUUAGGAAUCAAUGUUUGCUUUAAACCUUCCUUAACAGACCGGUUUAAUAAUAAUUUAUAUGAAUCACUUUUGAUUUGAUUCGAAAAACUUACUCGGAUAUAAUAAUUUUAUACUUUCCACAAAAUAUUUUUCUCACAUUUCCUCCUAUUUUUUUCGAAUCAAAUCUAAAGAGAAUUUAAUAUCAUUGCUCGUCCAUAUUUUUUCUCAGGCUUGCUUGUACUUGUUUCCUAUUUUUAUCGAUCUUUAUGAGAAUGCAAUGACUACGAGAAAAUGAAUGCUACAUCAAUUUUUUCUUUUUUUUUAGUGAGAUAACGAUAGCAUAAUAUAUAUAUUAUACAUAUAUUGACGAUUAGUUUAUGUGUGUCAGCUGCGAAGAUAUGUAUGUUAAAGAUGUUAUAGUCCUAUUUGGACUGAUUAUUUAAUUAUGAGAUGAAUAUUUGAAGCUAUUGUCGCUUCGAAGUGAAUCGAAAUCGGGAUAAUUGCAGCGUUCGUGUGUUCCUUACUAUAGAAACUAUGUAUUAAAUAUUCCAAUUAGCCGCUCACAUCUCAAAGAAGAGCGUUUAAUGUUGGAUUCACUACAAGCGAUGUAAUACAUAAGAAUAAACUUUUUUUUGUACAAACGAUUAACUUUUUGUAUAAU